This is a messenger RNA of Hemicordylus capensis (graceful crag lizard), 2857 nucleotides long. RefSeq names its product GABA type A receptor associated protein like 1 (gene GABARAPL1). Gene Ontology annotation, molecular function: GABA receptor binding; ubiquitin protein ligase binding. Gene Ontology annotation, biological process: autophagosome assembly; autophagy of mitochondrion; macroautophagy. The coding region runs from base 231 to 584 and encodes 117 amino acids. Lineage: Eukaryota; Metazoa; Chordata; Lepidosauria; Squamata; Cordylidae. The record is from RefSeq and is a predicted model, not a curated record. The transcript is spliced from 4 exons. Gene Ontology annotation, cellular component: autophagosome membrane; autophagosome; cytosol.
UGCAAUCCAGAAGGCGGGCGGUGGGUGUAGAGUCGGCUGCAGUGACGUCACAAUGCUCGGCUUGGAACGCGAGUGUUUGUUGUGUGUUCUUUGAUCAGCUGUGCUAGAAGCCAGAGUCAAUCAGUCUCGGCAGCCGUAGUUGAGGGAAGCACAGUUUUGCUUUUGGGGCCCUUAGGCAUUUAACCGUCUAUUAGGGAGAAGGAAAACAACCUGGUAUAUCUCUACAAGCCAUGAAGUUCCAGUAUAAGGAAGACCAUCCUUUUGAGUACAGGAAAAAAGAAGGGGAGAAAAUCCGAAAGAAAUACCCAGACCGGGUGCCUGUUAUUGUAGAGAAGGCACCCAAAGCCAGAGUACCUGAUCUGGACAAGAGGAAGUACCUUGUGCCAUCUGACCUCACAGUUGGCCAAUUCUACUUCUUGAUCCGGAAGCGAAUCCAUCUGAGACCAGAGGACGCCCUGUUCUUCUUUGUCAACAAUACUAUCCCUCCUACCAGUGCUACUAUGGGCCAGCUGUAUGAGGAUAAUCAUGAGGAAGAUUAUUUUCUCUAUGUGGCUUACAGUGACGAAAGUGUGUAUGGCAAGUGAACGCCUGAGUGGCUGGCCUUGCAGAUGUGAUGAAUUGAAAGGACUGUUGUGGGAGGGAUUUUGUGUCAGAAGCAAGAAGAGGAAGGAAGAACUGGACAACGAACCACAUACUUCAUGCCGUCAUUUCUUGCAUCUUUAUUAUUAAUAUUUUAUUUAAACAAUGGGGGGAAGUGUGUAGUUUUUUGAAGCGCUUUGAAAGUGGUUGGUGCUUUGUGAUGGAGAGGUACUUUUGCAAAGUCCCCUCACCUCUAACUGGCAUUUCCUUGAGUCCUAAGUGAGCAGAAAGGGGGGGAGAUGUGAAUGGGCAAGAGGCGCCCUAGUGAUAUUAUGGAUGCCUAUUCCAGCCUGGACUGCCAAAGGGAAUUAAUGGUGGUCUGAGCAAAUAGAGGACAUCCUGCCUCAACUGGCCCUUCACUUAGCACCUUAUUUUUAAUUUAUUUCUAGGAUAGUAUACUCUCUCUUUCUCCCCACCAUCUACAUGGAGAAGGCAUAACAUCAGCUCCUGUUUUCUGAAGCCGUUUCUGCCCUUAUUCUGCCCUUUCCCUGGGGCCAGCACACAUGCCUCAGUGGCAUGUGCACUGCAUUCCCCCUUUCUCAUGUAACAUCUUUGGCCCAGUUCAUAUAUUACACUAGCAGCCUGGUAGCUACUUGAAAACAGAACCACGUGGAUGCUAUUCACUGUGAGGAAAGUAGCUUCCGGUGGUUUAACCAAUUUUGGCAGUGACAGCAAACACUCUCUUUCAGGAUGUAACCCAAAGUUGGGCCUAGGCAUCCAGUGCAUAAUAUGCUGUCACCAACUGUACAAAUGUGUUAUAAUGUUAUGGGCCCUCAGUUGUCUGUAAAUGAACUUGUGGGAACAUCACACUACCCAAAACCCCUGCUAUGUUCCUUUACUCACUUCUUGGCUACAUAAUUUCCUAGAUUGUGAUAUUGAGACUGGAAGGACUAAGUGUGUCUCUGUUUUGCUUAUGACUGUACUUGUGUGCUGAGCCAAAAUACAGAGACCAACAUCACGUUUUAUUUAAUGCAUUAUGGAAUUUCACCCCCAGCCUUCCAAUAAGCAUACACCCUGCAGUCCCUUUAAGAAGAGCAUUGUGCUGCUUUUGGGGGGCAGGCGCAGGAGAGAACUGUCUCUCAUGUGCUUCUCCACCCACCACUUGACACACCCAUUUAGUGUCUUGAUUGAAGCCUGAGGAAAAUCUUACCCAAGAUAGGCCUUACGCUGCAAUGCCAAAGCAAUUUCUUUUCAGUGGGACAGAUAGUGGUGUUCCUCUUCUCAUUAAAUUAGUUCUAAAUCAAGGAGGUCAUGAUGAAUUUAGGACACUUUAUGUUAAGGCUGAAUUUAAUUAUAGCAAUGUUUCAUAAUCUUAUAGCAUUGGGGGGUAUUUAGAAGAGAAGCUAAGGAUGGGAAUGUACAAAAUCUGAGACCACGAGAUUAGCUUCCACUUCUCUCUGAUUUCCCCAGCUCAUGGCUUUGAAGUAGCAUUCCUAUAAUAAUAUCUUAAUAUAGCUGUGGAUCCUGUGGAAUAGGACUUCACUGAGUGAUAUCUAAGAUGUCCAGGAUAUGAAGGGAGAAUGUAGAAUUGGAGAGAUACUUUCAGAGCUAAGGGGGCCCUCAAGAUGAGAGUUGCAAGAAGUGUGCUGUUGCUGGCAUGUGCUGUGAUAAUAACCAGGCAGCAAAGGGCAAGAGAGGAUGGCUAGGAUGUCUUAUUUUGUGUCAUCAUUUAAGUUUCAUUGACCAGACCCAGUUUGGAUGCGGCUUUUGUGGUGACUUGUUCUGCUUAGGAUACUAAAGUUCUUCCUCUUCUCUUUGCUCAGUCUCCCUACCUUUCAGGCUGUUCAAGAGUUGCAUUCCAAAUUUUUUCAAGUCAGACAUGUCCAGAACCUUCCAUUUGAGUCGAGGCAUGCUUGGGGCUCCAAUGUGCAUGAGGCUUGUGUUCCUCUGUGCUCACCUGUAUAUUCUUUCACUCACCUACACUCAGGAGAGAGGCAAUGGAUGCUGAAAGAGAGCUUGAGAUACCCCCUACACUGCUGCUGAUUUUUACACAAUGUUAAUGGGACUUCAUCAUACCUGUUUGAUACAUAUGAGGGAUUAUGUUUAAGUGUUUUAUUUUAACUGGAUUGUGGCACUUUUCUUUUUUGCUUUAGUCCAGUUUUGUAAAAGGCAGUGUUUAUUCUUUCUACGUCAUUAAUUCUAGCCAGCUUCAGGUUCUUGUAAGAUAAAAUUUCAUGUUAUAUAAGCUCAAUCAAUAAACACACAUUUGAAAAUCUGA